Zasmidium cellare ATCC 36951 is the source of this 501-nucleotide messenger RNA. RefSeq lists its product as uncharacterized. The transcript is spliced from 2 exons. NCBI's taxonomy places the organism in Eukaryota, Fungi, Ascomycota, Dothideomycetes, Mycosphaerellales, Mycosphaerellaceae. The record is from RefSeq and is a predicted model, not a curated record. Bases 1 to 501 code for a protein of 166 amino acids.
AUGGCGAUUAAAGGCGGCUUCUUGCGUUUGGCUGCGAUCACUUGCUACUUCAUCGCUUUCUGCUCAGCAGUUGUCAUUACCGGCUCAUUCGCCUGGUUCACGGUCAGACACCAUGAAUCUCGCAACAUUGCAACCCUCGUCCUCGGCGGCGCUACUCUACUCUACACGAUCUUCAACACGAUCUUCACAUGCUGCACCGCCGGCAUAGCCUUCUUCGCCUUCACCAGCAUCUUGUUCGACAUCGUCUUCACCGGCGCCAUGAUAGCCGUGGCAGUCCUCAAUCGCUCUGCCACCAAUGGCUGCGAUGGCCCUCGAUACCCACGAGUGGUGUAUGAAGGACGAGGCCACACGGUUUGCAGGUUAUUCGUCGCAUCUUUCGCCGUGGCGAUACUUGCUGCUUUGAUGUUCGUCUUCACGAUCAUCUUCCAGAUUCUUAUUCGAUCGCGGGAGAAGCGUCAGACUUAUAGGUCGAAAGGUGUGUUGAGACCACAGUUCAGAUAA